Staurois parvus is the source of this 309-nucleotide messenger RNA. NCBI's taxonomy places the organism in Eukaryota, Metazoa, Chordata, Amphibia, Anura, Ranidae. The record is from the annotation of a GenBank genome assembly.
CCCGCUGUCGUGCCAGGUGACUCGUUGCCCGCUGUCGUGCCAGGUGACUCGUUGCCCGCUGUCGUGCCAGGUGACUCGUUGCCCGCUGUCGUGCCAGGUGACUCGUUGCCCGCUGUCGUGCCAGAUGACUCUGUGCCCGCUGUCGUGCCAGAUGACCCGGUGCCCGCUGUCGUGCCAGAUGACCCGGUGCCCGCUGUUGAGCUUGGUGACCCGAUGCCUGCUGUCAUGCCAGAUGACUCGGUGCCCGCUGUCGAGCUUGAUGGCUCAGUGCCCGCUGACAUGCCAGAUGACUCGGUGCCCGCUGUCGAG